Molecule: messenger RNA, 2294 nt
Organism: Bombus impatiens (common eastern bumble bee)
Lineage: Eukaryota; Metazoa; Arthropoda; Insecta; Hymenoptera; Apidae
Product: dihydrolipoyllysine-residue acetyltransferase component of pyruvate dehydrogenase complex, mitochondrial
Exons: 11
Coding region: 99-1907 (602 amino acids)
Biological process (GO): pyruvate decarboxylation to acetyl-CoA
Cellular component (GO): pyruvate dehydrogenase complex; mitochondrion
Molecular function (GO): acyltransferase activity
Source: RefSeq, a predicted model, not a curated record
CUCAUUGUGAAGGUCGAAAGUUGCCUGUAUAAAGCAAUCUCCGUGUGUGUAUAUACGCGUACUUAGACAACUCUUAGAUUAAUUGCUUCGUAUCAAAUAUGGCGCAAAUGAUGAUACCUAGAAUUGCACUUUUAUCUAUUAAGAAUAGUAAUCGGCUAAUACCUCGAAUAUUUGUGCCGCUAAAAUAUCAACGAUUAUGUUUCCAUACAAGUUGGGUUCUCGAUGUCACAGGAAGGGAAGUCUUAAUGCCUUCCCUGUCACCUACUAUGGAAAGUGGUACUAUUGUCAAAUGGCUCAAAAAGGAAGGUGACAAAAUUGAACCAGGGGAUGCGCUCGCUGAUAUUCAAACUGAUAAGGCAGUCGUUACUAUGGAAGUUGACGAUGAGAGUGUUCUUGCAAAAAUAAUUGUGCAAGAAGGAACCAAAGAUAUCAAAGUAGGAACAUUAAUAGCACUUACAGUUGAUGUAGACGAAGAUUGGAAAUCCGUGGAAAUGCCAGAUAGUAUUUCAACUGCACCUGCAGCUCCAUCACCAACACCUUCUGCGCCAGCAGCAGCAACAGCAACACCUACUGCGCCAGCAGCAGCAACAGCAACACCUACUGCAAGCACAUCAGCUCCACCACCUCCUGGCCAAACAAAUGUCAGUAUGCCAGCACUAUCGCCAACUAUGACUACAGGUACAAUUGUAAAGUGGCUUAAAAAGGAAGGAGAUGAGAUAGAACCAGGAGAUGCACUGGCAGAGAUUCAAACAGACAAAGCUGUUAUGACUUUUGAAAUCGAGGAUGAAGGCGUAUUUGCAAAAAUCCUUGUUCCUGAAGGAAGUCAAGUGGCAGUAGGACAAUUAAUUGCCAUUAUGGUAGAAAAGGGAAUGGAUUGGAAAAAUGUUGUUAUCCCGACAACUACAAAACCAUCUGCAGAAGCUGCUCCAGCUUCAGCGACUGCAGAUAAAACACCUGUACCAAGUGGACAAGUUUAUGGUUUAGCUGUAAAGCGAUUGUUGGAGGAAUAUGGAUUAAGUGCACAAUCGGUCAAAGGUACUGGACGAACUAAUCGAUUACUAAAAAGUGAUGUUUUAGCGUAUAUUCAAGCAAAUAAUUUAAAAAAAGUUGCACCAAAAACAGCAGCUGCACCUAAACUUGAAAAAGGCAGAAAAGAACCAGGUGAUGUACCUUCGAAAGCACAUGUACCUAGUGGCCGUCCUUCCACGUAUGAAGAUAUCCCAGUUUCUAAUAUACGUGGUGUUAUUGCUAAGAGACUCGGAGAAUCAAAAAGUAAUAUUCCACAUUCUUAUGCGUUCGUCGAUAUUAAGAUUGAUAAACUAAAUGAAAUACGGAGCGAACUAAAGGCUGACGGUAUUAAACUCUCGAUAAACGAUUUCGUUACGAAAGCAACCGCACACGCACUAAUCGAAUGCCCAUUUAUUAAUACGUUGUAUCAAAACGAUCAAAUAAUUCGUAUGCCAAGGGUGGAUAUUUCUGUCGCUGUUGCUACAGAAACAGGUCUUAUUACACCAAUUAUUUUUGAUACUUCAGCUAAAAGUGUAGCAGAUAUUUCGCAAAAUAUUAAAGAACUAGCCGAGAAAGCUAGAAACGGUCGAUUAAAACCCGAAGAAUUCCAAGGAGGAACAUUCACAAUAUCCAAUUUGGGAAUGUUUGGUAUUAAACAAUUCAGUGCAAUCAUAAAUCCUCCUCAAACAGCAAUACUUGCAGUUGGAAGUGGUCGUGAGGAACUAGAUGUCGCGCUACAAAAAAUAACAAAAAUGUCAACAACUUUAUCGUAUGAUAGGCGUGCAAUUGAUGAAGACCAAGCAGCCGACUUUUUGGCUGUUUUAAAAGCUAUGUUAGAAGAUCCAAGUUUUCUCGUCGCUGGAAAAUUACGAGCGCUAAGAUACGCACAAAACCUUUAAUUAAACAUUAAUUCUGAAGAAUUUAUUGAAAAAAUGGGUGUAUCGAAGAAUUUAGGUUUCGAUGUAAAUUUUAGUUUUAUCUACAACAUGAAUUAGAAAUAUUGAUUUAAAAAUAGAUCUGAAAUAUUUAUAAUUUAAUUUGGGAAGUUGUAAACACAGAGAAUUAUAUCUAAAAUCAUUUACAGUAGAUUCAAGUAAUAGAUCAGUGUCAUCAAUAUUAAAUGUCAUUAUAUCAAAUGAAUUCAUAUAUGAUAAUUUUGUUUAUUAUAUGAAUUCAUUUUUCUACUGCUGUAUUCUACAUUUCUUUCAAAUUUUAUAAUUAAUGAAAACCCGUGUUAAAAAAUCUUAUGCAAUGUAUCUACAAAAGAUAUGUUAUCCCUUUUAUGG